AUGUGGCUGUUUUGUCGUGUUGGUAGCUCUCGGCUUUCUUCAUUUCCUCGUCGUUUUACAGGUUCUCCUGUUGUUGUUUUACGUUCAGUGAUGGACAGAGCAUCCCUCUUCCAGAGCAUCGGUCUAAGUGAACAGAAAACCCAAGAAACGCUGAAGAAUGAGGCUCUUUCUACACGACUGGAAUCCAUCAUAAAUUUGGUAAGAACGUAAAAUCUUGUUCAUUUCUUUGAUUUUUGUACUCAACAGGUAAAUGCAAAAUUUAUCUCGAAUUUCUGUUGUAAUCGGAAGAAAUUUUGUGAAAAAAUUUGGCUUGGACUUUAUGCAACGCCGAUGUGCAUGUGGAAACAGAACAGAAACCUCCUGAGAUGAAGUGAAACGACUUUAAUUUAGAACUUUGAGCUGAUGCAAUAGUGUGCAAGGUUAAGGUUAAGCUUAUGUGUAGGCUCAAAGGUUUCUUCUUGAUUUUUGUUCGCAUCGUGGUUAAAAGGAAAACAGUGCUAGGAAGUAACGUUACAUUGGGAAUGAUUGCAGAAUACCCGGCCUAAAUUACAGAACAAAGGAUAUCCUUGUCUCGACUCAUUUCCAUCUCAUUAAGCCAAAAAACAGUACACAGACAUAAUUAUACACAGACAUAGUUUAUUUUACGACGAGCAGCACAGGACUCGCAAGUCGUUAAAACGCUCUCAAAGUGUUCUUUAAAUAUAGUUACCGGUGGUUUAGUAUUGGUCUGGUCUGGUCUCUCAGAAUUCAUUCUCUCCUUAUCAGACUAGUCGGAUGUGCUCCAGGGGUGUACAUGUACUAAUAAUAUUUGAAAAUUGUACCGGGUAUAAUAAUAUUAGAAUACUAUUUUUGGUGUCUUUGUUUGUUUACAAAAAUUUGUAUUAAUGUUUUCAUGAAAGGCAAAAGAAACUAGUCCUGGUGAUGUUGAAAAACCUACUGGGGUGCUUUUGUACUCUCUGGCUAGCGGAGGUGUAAAGGAAGAUUGGCAAGUCAAGUUUGUCGCGGAAUACAUUGCUAACAAAAAAUUGAAUUCAUCAAUACAGUUGACAGGUGUGUAGAACAUUUACUAUUGCACAAAGCUUCAAGCAGUUGCUAUUAACAUUUUUUUUCCUCAGAUGUGGAAGUAAGUUAACCCUUUAAGUCCGUAUGGUGACCAACAUCAAUUUUCUGCUAACAUUUUCCAUUGAUUAUGAAGAAAAAAGGUUAGGAGAAUUAGUAUGUGUAAUCAAAUGGUGACGAGUGAAAUUAGGGAAUAAUUUCACAUGUGUUUUGUCCAAGGACAAGGAUUUGGACAAAAUGCAAGUGAAGUUAUUCCCUAAUUUCAUGAGUAUACCAUUUUGAUUACCUAUUAAUAUCAUGGGUGAUGAAUUAUGUUAGCAAUCUUGGAUUUUUGACAUGUUUAUCCUGGAUCGAAUCGAUCGAGAACUCCACUCUCACGAAUGUUUAGAGCUUAAAUUUGGCUUAAGUUCAGAAUUUUUUGACAAAAUGCCUGUUAGAAUCCUCCUUGAUUUGCUCUUUCGUGUGUUCAGGUUUUCUAAAGCGUCUUUUUAUGCCCUGACAUCUUCAUUCAUGACGUACGGAAAAUUGUCAUGGCAAUUUUGUAAUUUCACAAAUUAUGGCUGAUAUUUUGCACCAAAAUUAAGGAUUAUUCGUCACCUAUGAUAUUAAUAGAGUAAUCACUAAGAAGGAAAUACUUUAAUCUUUGGUCAAACUCUCUAGUAAUCCCUCAAUGAAAAGGGGACCAGUAUGAAGAAUUUGCAUGUGUAUACUGGGGCUUAAAGGGUUAAUUAGCUGAUUCAUAUGGUACAGUAUGCAAAGUAUAAAGAGUGAAAUGAAUCUUUAUUACCGAACGAGGAUAGUGUGAAUGCAGGAUUUUAAUUUCAUUCUAUGGUAAUAUUACAGUUCCAUGUGUCAAUGUCUGCUUUGUACAUGUAUGUAGUAUAUGUAUGUAGCUCAUUUUUUGUGGGUGUUGGAGAAACUAUCAUUGGUUGGCUUAAUUGUGAUGUGUUGUCCGUAUUUUUCAGUGUCUUUUCAAUCUUUUGUCUUAAGUUUCAUCAUUGGUGAUCAUACUUGUCUGCAACACUAAAGGAAACAACCCUCUUGCUCCUUAUAUUGGCCAAAUGUGUCUCAAGGAAAUAAUAAUUACCUAAAAACUGUCAGGAGUUAACAGUUUACAAUGCAAAAGUACUGCCAAAGAGGUUUUAUUUGAAGAAUUAAACACCAUUGAAUUACAAGUAAAAGUCAAACUUUAGACAGACCAAUCAUUAACUGUUUAGAAUCAACCAUUAGAUUGUAAGAGCAAUCCGUUGGAGCAUUAAAACAUAUUGUUAGAGUGUUUGGACAAACUGGUAUAGCAUUUUGGCAAACUGUUAGAGUGUUAGUAAGAAAAGCCGGUAGCCAUCUGAUAAUUUUCUAACAGUUAAUGGAUUAUCGUUUGCUCUCCCAAAGAAGGUCACAAAUAAUAUACCUAUAACAUUAGACUCAAAUUCGUGCCCUGUGUAUUAUACAUUACAUCCAGUUUUGAUGGUAUGUUUUCUUUUUUUUCUCUUAGCUGCUGUGGAGUAUAUGAAGUCCCAUCCAGUUUUACCAGUUAAUGUGGCAGCUUUUGAGGACAGUUGUGGCAUUGGAGUUAAUAUUACACCAGACCAAAUUGAAGAUUGUGUAAGUACAUGCACACCCUUAACUUACAGCAUACAGAAGUGCUCCUUUAACCCGCCUAUAGGAAUGGGACCUUGCAGCCUUAAAGUUUAGGUUACACACAUCUAGUUUAUCUUGCAGAGUGUUACUAUCAGAAUCCCUAGCUUAAGAAAUUUUGCAUGUACAGUAUGUAUGUCGGAGCUCUUGGAGAAAUUGAAGUAAAAGGUAAAGUUGGUGACAAUUGAUUUGGUUGAAAGUCAGAUCCAGAUCACAGCCAUGUUGUGAAUGUAGCUGGUUCACCUUUGGCAACUUUUUGACAAUUUUUGUUGGUCACUAGAGUCUCUGAAGAACCCUAGAUGUACAUUCAUUUUUCUAGUAAGAUAUUUUUCAAAACCAUAUACAUGCAGGUUGAACAAAUUUACUUUAAAUUUUGUAUGAUUAUACAACAACAAUAACAACAACAAGACUUUAUUCAGACAGGGUGAAAACCAGAAUUACACAAAGUAAUUUUCAUCUGGGCCCUGCAUUAAUCUUAUAGUGAUUAAAAUUUUAUAAUUUUAUUUGCAGGUUGAAGAACUGAUAAAAAAGCACAAAGAUGAGCUGUUGAAGAAGCGGUACAAGUUUAAUGUUGGAAUGAUAAUGGGUGAGUAAAAAGGAAGUUAUUUCAAGGAAUUAUCCAUUUUUGUGUAUGAUACACGUAGUCAGGAGGGAAUAUUCUGGCCAGUUGGCUCUGAUUCUCGGAACCUUUCAAAAGAUAUAUUAUAAUUAUUAGUAAAAUCCGACUAGUGGUCUAUUAUCAGUGCUGCGUUCUGCUUGGUUGAGCUACUACUAGGCUAUGCGUUAUAGCCCACUUGUAGCGAAACACGCUGGCUUUGAAAACCAAAACAAUAUGGCGGCUGAAUAACGUUUUGCUGGCUAAAGUUGUUUUGUCUCGAUAUUUUUGACCAACUGCACUGUAGUUGGAUUUUACUAAAGCAAUACUAUUCGUCUCUCCCUUAUGGCCUCUGAGUCAAUAGCCCAUUUGGCCUUUGGCCUCAUGGGCUAUUGACUCGGAGCCCAUUCGGGCUCAAGGAAUAACUGUUAAAUAUUAAUGACAUUAUUAUAAUAGAGUGCAGGUGACAAUGAUCAAAGCUCAAAAUGCUUGUGCCACAAUUUAGCCUGUGCUGCAGAUGAAACUAAACUCUGGUUAAGUCCAUCUGUGAACCAGUAGCGAAAUCCUUGAAUGGGUCCCCACCCACCUGUAUAACAGGAUUUGAGUACGUGCCAUGAGUGGCCUGUGAAAAAAUAAUGUCAUUAUUGAUUUGCCAAUCAAGAUGAAAGGAAAUUCGAAAUGUUCUUCCUGUAAUUCAUCAAGUUCAUUGGGAGCCCAGAACAAGGACAAAGGUGCUGCAUUGCAGACGUCACUAACCCAGGUUAAUUAUACCUGCCAUGCAGGCUAGCUACGAUGCAGUGGUGCACUUUGCUUAAUUUGUCAUGUGAUAGAUGGCCAAACACACAUGAUCAGAUUACGAGUGAUAGAAGGUCCAAAUUAGCAUGAUCAGAUUGCUUCUGUGCAUUCCAUUCAUUCUUAGUAGAGGUCCAAACAAUGCCGGCCACAUACAGCAAGUGCUGUUCAUGCAUAUUAGCAACCUGGAGAUUGGGAUUGGGGGCUCCUCUUGACGCCUGCAAUAAAAUGAUACAUAUUGAAUUAUUUUUUUGGUGACUAUAAAGGUAUAUAUUUUAAACAAAGUUUAGGAAGUCUUUUUUCUUCCAGCAAUGGUGCAGCUUUUGAUAUAAUAAAUUCCAAUACAUGCCAAAAUGACACUAAUAUUCAAGGGGGCUGCUAUAACUAUUAUUUUUUAUUAGUUACAAGGAGGGAAGAGAAUUUUAUGGGUGACCCAUAGGUUGUCGUUUAAUUUUAUCAUACAUCUUUGGUUUGAAUUUCAUUUUCUUUUGUUUAAAAAAUAAAAAAUGGAUUGAAACUAAGUAGUCAUUAAAAAAAUUGCAGAUCAAGUCUCUAUUCUCUUUUUUUAUUUUAGGCAAAGCCAGGGAGAAAUUAAAAUGGGCAGAUGGAAAAGCCAUCAAAUCAGAAAUUGACAUGCAGGUAAAGUUAUGUUCAGCUGUACCAUUUGAACUGUUAUAGAAUAGUGCAUGUACCAAUUUUUUUUAUACCUGCAAUAACUACUUAAAUUUCUUGUCAUUGUAAAUUAAAUAGACUGCUCCAAAUACAUGUAUAAAAUUUUUGCAUAUUGAUUUAUUUUUGGUUUAAGGCCUUCUGCUAAAUUUAUGAAUGAAUUUUUAAAAUUUUUGUUUGCAGAUUUUAGAUUUGUUGGGACCAAAAACUGAAGAAGACAUGCAAAAGACAAACACCAAAGUAUGAGUACAGUACUACUUAAGUAUUUGUCAUUCCUUUCUGUAGCAGCGUGCAAAGAAAGUCGUGUCCAGUAGCCUGGGGCUAGUGGAUUUUGCUAUCAGGCUAGUGAUUUUUGUUCUUAACUUGCCCGACGGGCAAGUAAUGUCUCUUGGGGAAAUUCAAAUUACAGAAGGAUUGUAAUCAAUCCUGCUAAUCAAAAAGGAUUUUGGGGCUAGUCGAAAUGACUUCCGGGCUAGUACAUGCUAGCUACAGCUUUCCCGAAUGGCAGGCUGUAAAACUGACUUUCUUUGCACCCUGUGUAGACAUUCAUGAUUUAUUAUUUUUCACAGGAUGAGUCCCAGGACUCACCUUAACUAUUUGUAGCAAAACCACUGAACUUUAUUCUGAUGUAUUAUUUAUGUUAUUCUGAUAUCAAAAGGAACCCAAAAACAAUAAAGAAGGGAAGAAGACAAAGGAAUCUUCUUCAGUCUCUGCAGAAUUGCAAGGUAUUGCAUUUCUUGGUACUAAAUAAGAAAUAAUUAAGCAAAGUACAUUUGAUUCAGGGCUGUCCCUAAGAUUUCAAGUUAUAGGGUAUAGUCAUUGUAGGUGGGUAAUUGAAUAGCUUGAGGAAAAAUUCUUUUGAUUUUAUUUUCCUUUUGUUUGCUAUGAAAGUAGCUGGGGUCAAAAAGUAGAAAAAUAAAGCAACCACAUUUUAUGUCGAUAACUCCAUCAAUGCUCUGUUUUAAGGGUAUUUAAAGCUAGUCAAAGUUACACAGAAACUUGGAGAGAAGUGGAAACAAGUAUAUGAUGUCACUGGGGAUCAAACUUGAGACUUUGAGCACCGAAGGCCACGCACUAACCAACUGUGCCAUCCUUGCUCCUGGUCUUGUUCGUAGCAGUAGCCAUAGUAAACAGGGAUUGGAACAGUUUGGGGAAGUUUUAUUUUUCGUUUGUUUGCUAUGAAAGUACAGUGUAGCCCAGGGUCUUGCUCACUGAAAAUCAAUCAAAUCCCCAGACCCUGGUCCUUGGUGACAGCUCUGUAAUUAAACUUUUAUAACCCUGAGAAAAGAGGCUUCUCUUUUGUGAUAGUUAUGUACACUGUACAGUACUGUACUAGUGUGUGAACAGUAGCCUCUCCUCGUUGUUUGCUGCUGACAAUUUUCUUGCUCAUAAGUUUGUGAACCAAACUGAAAAUAACUGCAGUUUCCUAACUGGCUGUAGACCAGUUUGUUUUGCAGCUUGUUGUGGAGUCUUAUGUUACCUGGUGUGGGCAUCUUGUAAUGGCUGUGUCCUGUUCAAUUUGUUUUGGUUAACAGCAAAAAGAUGUUGAAUUAAUAGCAGCUUCUUGAAAUAGUUCUGAGCUUAUGGUUUCAUUGAAACGUUUGUUUCUGCUAGUAAAUGGAGAAGCCGAGGAUGAAGAUACAAACUCUCUUUUUGGAGAGGCAAGCAAGUUUCACAAACCAGGUAAUGACUGUUACAUAACUCCUCAAGUCAUUUUUCCGACAUCCUUUUUAAAGGUCUAGUCCUCUUUUUACCAGGACGUGUUGUUGACAAAGAUAAUUAAAUGUGCUUAGGCUGUAUUCACACUUUACCAGAUGGCUUUUGCAGUGCCGACAUGAAAAGCUAUGUACAAUCCUGGACAAAAGUCCUUGGAACAGUACUGAAGUAUUCAUAUUUCUCUGUCAUUUCUCGGUUCCCUCUUUAAACAGUGCAUUCUUUUCGAAAUUUUUUCUUGCAGUUCUCCCUCCCCCCACCCUAUACAAAGUGGAAACUCUGAAAAAAAAUUCUGGAUACACGCAUCCAACAUUGUUUGUGGGGUGAGGGUAGGGGUCGGACCUGUGUGAAUCGGAAAACGCCCCAGAAACGCAAAAGUGUCACAAGACUUUUGUCCAUGAUUGUAGAUCCAGUAUCGUGUGAACACCCAUCCAAUAUGUGACCCUUCACUUAAGAGAUUGGUGUAGUGUAGCUAAGCUCCAUUACAGAAAUAUGCGCUCUCAUGUGAGAAGCCCCAACUGGUAUGGUUUUUGUGCUGGCACAAAAGCUAUCUGGCAUAGUGCGAACAAAGCCUUAAUCAUACAUUUCUAAGAUGAAUCAGUGAAUAUCAUUUAUUCCACCUUUUUGCUGCUGCAUGUAUACUGAAUAAUGCUUUGAUGAGGCUAGAAUAUUAUAAAACUAAGAAUAUCUAAAAGUGAAAAAAAAAAAAAACAUGGUCCUCAGGUCUCUUAGUUCUCCUUAAACCAGUCAAUCUAUUAAUUAAUGCAAUGUAUUAAUUAUAAUACUAUUACUGAUAAGUUGUUGUAGUUGUUAUUAACAACAGUUCAUGAAUACAAUAAUAUUGCAAAGUCACGGAGAUCAUCUGAAAGUAAAGAAAUUCCUCAGUUUUCUGUUAUGCUUGUUCUGUCGAUUAUAUGUAUGCAGUCAGUUUUCGAGUUAUAGGGGAUAAUUCUUUGUUUAGUUUCGGGCUGCAACAAGAAUGACAUGUUGGGUGUCAUUCACACCCCUACCUGGUUAGCUCAGUUGGGAGAGCACUGGUCUGCUGAGCGGGGCUGGGAGGUAGCAGGUUCAAACCCUAGCCGGACCAACACUCAGGAUCGUUAAAUAACUGAGAAGAAAAUGCUGCCUUUGUAAUGACAUCUUCAAACAGUUAGACUUUCUAAUCUUCUUGGAUGAACAUGCAAAUCCAUAGUUCCCAUCUCCCAGCUCAUUCACUUUACUGGUUUUUGUGGGACAUAAAAGAACCCACACCACUGUUUAAAGAGUAGAGGGAACGUUCUUAGUGGCUACUUAUUAGCCAUGUCGAAUGAAAAUCAAGGUAAACUUGCCUCUUAUUACUUAUAACGAUGGUCCUUCUUGUGUUUGUUCACACAGGUGAAAACUACAAGACUCCUGGUUUUGUCGUCACCCCAAAGACUAUGCAAUUAAUGAAGGAACAUUUGGAAAGAACAGGGGGAAGGGUAGGUUGGCUUAAGUAUAAUUAUGUAGUCGACAGUGUCAUUCACUUGUUAGUGUCCUCGUUCAUUCCCAUUAAUUUGCCAUAACAUACAUCAUUACAAUAAAGUUGAAUUAUAAAGAAAGUUAAAGGAAGCAGAUGGUGAGGAAACCUUCCUCAGAACUAAAAAACGCGAUGAUAAUGUGGACCAGCAAAAGUAGUACAAUGUACAAGCUUUUACAAAAAUAAAAGUAACUAAAGCUGAAAGCAAUAUUAAGUUAAUACCUAUUGAGAAGAAAUUCUUUAAGCUUUGUUUAAAAAGUUGCACAGGAGGAAGAUUUAGUUAUCUUAGCAUUCAGAGAGUUAUAAAACUUUGGACCUUGAAAGUAAACAGAAAACUGCCUGGUAUUGUUUCUGCAUAGUGGGGACGAAAAGAUUGUGCACUCCUCGUAUUAUAAUUAUUUAUUUGGUCGUUCAUUGAAAAAAAAGUUAUUGAAUUUUGAUGGGAGUGUAGUCAAGAAUAUCAAUAUCUAUAAUAUUAUUAUUAGCUCAGUGGUAGAACAUCUGGUCUGGUAACCAGCAGGUCAUAGGUUUCACCCCUGUUGAGAGUACUCAGGGUUUUCACUAAGAAUUCUAGUAGCAGGUGAAAGAUAUAACUUUACAGGAGAAUAUUGUGAAAGAGGCUCCAUGGCUGAAUAGAAAAUAGUCAUAGGCUAUCACACAUUAGCUGGAGAAUUUUGUGAAGUAACAGAGAAUUCUCCAAUCUCCAACACUUAAUGAACACCCUGAGUACAAAGAGUUUUUCUUCCAAGCUGCCUGUAUCCCUAGCUGAAAAAAACAUUUUUCUUAUGUACAGUGUAUUGACCAGGGCUGGGUUGUUCAAAGCAGGGUUUGUGCAGAAUUUCAAGUCAGAUAUGAAAGCUUAAAAAGCAAGUUCAGUUUUAUUGUUUUUCUCUACAAUUUUGAUGAUUUGAUGCUCUAAAAUGGAGAAAAUUUUCCGGAAAAAUGCUUUUGAACAAAAGAAAAUGAAACCUGGGUUAAAAUUUAAAAGUUGAAUUACUGUCACAAGUUAUUGAUGUCAAAUAUGGUUGCUUAACCUGUGGUUGCUUCUGGGAUCAUAAACACGUUAUAUUCAGUUUCGUGCGAAUAAGUGUUGACUGUAUUUUUAAUAUUAUUUUACGUAACACAUGUAUUCUAAAAUAAAUAAUAUAGGUCCAGACAAGAUUUCCUCCUGAACCUAAUGGCAUUCUUCACAUUGGCCAUGCAAAGGCCAUCAACUUCAACUUUGGCUAUGCAAGGGUAAGACAAUUAUUGAUCAGUUGAAUUCAUGAAUCCUUCUUGUAUCAUUGAUCCAGUUUGCAUUUUCUCUUUGACCUUUUCCUCCAUUUUAUUAUUCUCUCAUUUAUAGUCUUCCUCAUUUUUCAUUCUACCAUUCUCCAAUUUUUCCAUUCUGCCAAUCUGCUUCCCACUCUUUCUUCACAUUAAUUUUUAGUACUCUCCCACAUUUUCUUCCAACCCUCCAAAAUUUUCUGAUUGAAUUCGAAUUAACUUGUUAGCAUCUGCUAAAAUUCUGGUAAAAUUUACUUGUAAACACCUCUGGUAAAAUUCGUUUUUUGAUUGCUUUGUAGGCUCACAAUGGUGUGUGUUACUUGAGAUACGACGACACCAAUCCAGAAAAAGAGGAGGAAAAGUUUUUCACAGGAAUCCUUGACAUGGUUAAAUGGCUAGGUAAAUAGCAUAAAAGCAGCAGCAUAUUAUUUACAACAAUAAUUAUUUAUUUCCCUAACUCUUUGUGUUUUCAAAUAAUGAUUUUGUAAGUCAUACAUGCAGGCUUUUAGCCGGACAUUGAAAACUGGCUUACCAGAAGGCUUGUUUUCCCAUAAAAUUAUAAGAGAUAAAGUGAAUUUUCCUUGUAUUUCUUUCAAAAAUGGGCCUCCAAAGGACAGCUGGACACCCUUCUGGCUAAAACUUUGCUCACAUGUUUUAGUGACGGUUGUUACAGUGAAACCUUGGUAUAAUGAAAGACUAAGGGAUUGGCAAGCUAUGUUCACUAUAACAAGGUUCUUUUCCUCAUAUUUUACUAUUACAGGAGAAAAAUAAUUAUUGUUAAUUAUUAAUACGGAGAAUAUUGUUAAAGUUACAAUUUAGUUUUGUUGUAUCGAGAUUCCACUUUGGCAUGGAAUGUAAUUCUGUUAGGUGAAACUGCUCAAUUGUCCUGUUCUUAGACAUUGUCUUAUCAUGACUUGUUUCUUCUCUGUCAGGUUUUGAGCCUUGGAAAAUUACCCAUGCUUCUGAUAAUUUUGGAAAGUUGUAUGAUUUUGCUGUUGAACUGAUCAAAAGGUAUUAUAUGUGCAUGUACUACAUGUAUGUUAGUACUAAGAAUUAUUUGAAUAUACUAGUACUUGCAAGAUCUAAAAUGAUGCAUUUGUAAAUUUAUUUAGUGUUUUAUGUUUAUUGUUCUGAUUAGGGCCAUUUUGGCUUAGCAGACAAAGUAAAAAUAUUGUCUUUGAAAUAAUCAUCAAAACCCAAAAUUGUUUGGUGGUAAUUUUUGUUUUGAAAGAAUUUAUCUGCUCUGUAAACUACAUUAUAUAUUCUCAAGAGGCUGUUAUAUCUGACAUAAACUUGCAUUUGUUAAUGGCAAGAAUAAUGGUUUUACAACAAAUGAUUGACAACAAAAACACAUUUCCAUUUAUAUUAAGUCAAUUUUUCCAGUAUUUACUUGGGCAAAUUUUGUUUGCCGUGCCUUUGAGGAUUGUCUUAUCUCAAACAAAAUUUGUAAAAAAGGUGACAAACCAUCUGCACUUGUUAAACGUUGAUGAUGACAGAACAUUUGUCUAAAUGAACAGCUUUUUUGCUAGUGCAGAUGGGCCCUUAGUAAUAUUAGCCUUCAUUCAAAGAGAAGAAAAUAAUUUUAUGCUUUGUGUUCUGGUGCAGGGGAGAUGCUUAUGUCUGCCACCAAGAAUAUGAAGAAAUAAAAGGCUAUAACCCUCCUCCAAGUCCUUGGCGGGACCGGCCUAUUGAGGAGUCCCUUAGACUUUUUGAGGUGGGUCAGUAAAUUUUUCGUUUAUUGUAACUGUUGAAAUUUUUUUUUGCUCCAUAUGAUUAACAUGUGAAGAAUUGUUUUACACUUUGUUUCAGGACAUGAGGAAAGGAAAAAUUGAUGAAGGCAAGGUAGGGAAAGCUACCAUUACUAGUAGUAAUCAUAGAUUGAUAAACUGCAUGUGUUUGAUCAUAAUGGUUGUGAAGCAACAGAGACCUAAAAGGUUGUAUGAUAUGGUUUUGACAGGUCACCCUAGUCAACCUAGACAACAUAGUAAUGCUAGUCACCCAUGUGUAGGAGGUGCAAGUGUAAUAACUGAAAGGUCCCAUCUGUAAUACCAUUUGGACCCAAGCAUAAUAAAGGUUCUAUCUCUAAUAACAGUUAGAACCAAGUGUAAUAAAGGUCUCAUCUGUUAUCCCUUUGGUCCCAGCAAAGAUAACAUGAAGCUUAUCCACAAUAGCCUUUAUUAAAAACCUUAACUUACAUGUCUGACAUCAUGACCAUGCUACUUGAAAUGGAAAAAAAAAACAACAAAUCUUGGGAGACUAGGGUGACUUGGGUGACUUUGGUGACUAGGGUGACUAAGGCGACUAGGGUGACUUAGGUGACUAGAGUGACUAGGGUGACAAGGGUGACAUGGGUGACAUGGGUGACAUGGGUGACUUGGGUGACUAGGGUGACUAAAGUGACUAGGGUGACUUGGGUGACUUGGGUGACAAAGGUGACUAGGAUGACUUGGGUGACUAGGGUGACUAAGGUGACUUUAGCGACUAGGGUGACUAGGGAUGACUGGGUUGACUGAGAAUGACUAAGAAUGACUGGAAUGACUAGGGAUGACUAGGGAUACCUAGGAAUGACUAGGGAUGACUGGGAAGACUAGCCAUGACUAGGGAUGAAUGAGAUGACUAGGGAUGACGGAGAUGACUAGCGAUGUCUGGGACAACUAGGGAUGACUAGGAGGACUGGGAUGACCAGGGAUGACUGGGAUCAGUAGGUAUGACUCCGACGACUAGGAAAUUCUAGGAAUGACUGAGAUGAUUGUGAUGACUAGGGAUGACUGGGAUGACUAGGGAUGACUAGGGAUGUCUGGGAUGAGUAGGGAUGACUAGGAUGACUAGGGAUGACUAGGGAUGACUAGGGAUCACUAGGGAUGACAAGGGAUGACUAGGGAUGUCUGGGAUGAGUAGGGAUGACUAGGAUGACUAGGGAUGACUGGGAUGACUAGGGAUGACUAGGGAUGACUAGGGAUGACUGGGAUGACUAGGGAUGACUAGGGAUGACCAGGGAUGACUAGAGAUGACUGUGAUGACUAGGGAUGACUAGGGAUGACCGGGAUGAGUAGGGAUCACUAGGAAUGACGGGGAUGACUAGAGAUGAAUAGGGAUGACUAGGGAUGACUGGGAUGACUUGGGAUGACUGGGAUGACUAGGGAUGACUAGCGAUGACUGGGAUGACAAGGGAUGAGUAGGGAUUACUCGGGAUGACUCGGGAUGACUCGGGAUGACUAGAGAUGACUAGGGAUGACUGGGAUGACUAAUAAUGACUAGGGAUGACUGGGAUGACUAGGGAUCAUAAGGGAUGACUGUGGAUGACUAGGGAUGACUAAGGAUGACUAGGAUGACUAGGGAUCACUAGUGAUGACUAGGGAUUACUGUGAUGACUAGGGAUGACUAGGGAUUACCAAUGAUGACUGGGGAUGAAUGGGAUGACUAGGGAUGACUAGGGAUGACUAGGGAUGACUGGGAUGACUAGGGAUGACUAGGGAUGACUAGGGAUUACUAGGGAUGACUAGGGAUGACUAGGGAUGACUAGGGAUGACUAGGGAUGACUAGGGAUGAAUGGGAUGACUAGGGAUGACUAGGGAUGACUGGGAUGACUAGAGAUGAUUAGGGAUGACUGGGAUGACUAGGGAUGACUGGGAUGACAAGGGAUGACUAGGGAUGACUGGUAUGACUAGAGAUGACUAGGAAUGACUAGGGAUGACUUGGAUGACUAGGGAUUACUAAGAUGACUAGGGAUGACUAGGGAUGACAAGGGAUGACUAGGGAUGACUAGGGAUGACUGGGAUGACUAGGGAUGACUAGGGAUCAUAAGGGAUGACUAGGGAUGACUAGUGAUGACUGGGAUGACUAGGGAUGACUAGGGAUGAAUGGGAUGACUAGGGAUGACUAGGGAUGACUAGGGAUGACUAGGGAUGACUAGGGAUGACUAGGAUGACUAGGGAUGACUAGGAUGACUAGGGAUGACUAGGGAUGACUAGGGAUGACUGGGAUGACUAGGGAUGACUAGGGAUGACUGGGAUGACUAGAGAUGAUUAGGGAUGACUGGGAUGACUAGGGAUGACUAGGGAUGACUAGGGAUGACUGGGAUGACUAGGGAUGACUAGGGAUGACUAGGGAUGACUUGGAUGACUAGGGAUGACUAGGGAUUACUGGGAUGACUAGGGAUGACUAGGGAUGACAAGGGAUGACUAGGGAUGACUAGGGAUGACUGGGAUGACUAGGGAUGACUAGGGAUGACUGUAAGGGAUGACUAGGGAUGACUAGGGAUGACUGGGAUGACUAGGGAUGACUAGGGAUGAAUGGGAUGACUAGGGAUGACUCUGGAUGACUAGAGAUGAUUAGGGAUGACUGGGAUGACUAGGGAUGACCGGGAUGACAAGGGAUGACUAGGGAUCACUGGUAUGACUAGAGAUGACUAGGGAUGACUAGGGAUGACUGGGAUGACUAGGGAUGACUAGGGAUUACUGGGAUGACUAGGGAUGACUAGGGAUGACUAGGGAUGACUAGGGAUGACUAGGGAUGACUGGGAUGACUAGGGAUGACUAGGGAUCACUGGGAUGACUAGGGAUGACUAGGGAUGACUGGGAUGACUAGGGAUGACUAGGGAUGACUAGGGAUGACUAGGGAUGACUGGGAUGACUAGGGAUGACUAGGGAUGACUGGGAUGACUAGGGAUGACUAGGGAUUACUGGGGUUACUAGGGAUGACUGGGAUUGAGUGGUAUGACUACGGAAGAGUAGGGAUGACUAGGGAUGACUAGGGAUAACUGGGAUGACUAGGGAUGACUAGGGAUGACUGGGAUGACUAGGGAUGACUGGGAUGACUAGGGAUGACUAGGGAUGACUGGGAUGACUAGGGAUGACUAGGGAUGACUAGGGAUGACUAGGGAUGACUAGGGAUGACUGGGAUGACUAGGGAUGACUAGGGAUGACUGGGAUGACUAGGGAUGACUAGGGAUGACUGGGAUGACUAGGGAUGACUAGGGAUGACUAGGGAUGACUAGGGAUGACUGGGAUGACUAGGGAUGACUAGGGAUGACUGGGAUGACUGGGGAUGACUAGGGAUGACUAGGGAUGACUAGGGAUGACUGGGAUGACUAGGGAUGACCGGGAUAACUAGGGAUGACCCGGGAUGACUCGGGAUGACUCGGGAUGACUAGAGAUGACUAGGGAUGACUGGGAUGACUGGGAUGACUAAGGAUCAUAAGGGAUGACUGCGGAUGACUAGGGAUGACUAGGGAUGAAUGUCAUCCCAGUCAUAGGGAUGAAUAGGGAUGACUAGGGAUGACUGAGAUGACUAGGGAUGACUAGGAAUUAAUGUCAUCCCAGUCAUAGGGAUGACUAAUGAUGACUAGCGAGGAUUAGGGAUGAUUCGGAUGACUAGGGAUGACUGGGAUGACUAUGGGUGACUAGGGAUGACUAGGGAUGACUGGGAUGACUAGGGAUGACUGGGAUGACCAGGGAUGACUAGGGAUGACUAGGGAUGACUAGGGAUGAAUUGGAUGACUAGGGAUGACUAGGGAUGACUGGGAUGACUAAAGAUGAUUAGGUAUGACUAGGGAUGACUUGGAUGACUAGGGAUUACUGGGAUGACUAGGGAUGACUAGGGAUGACUAGGGAUGACUGGGAUGACUAGGGAUGCCUAGGGAUGACUGGGAUGAUUGGGGAUGACUAGGGAUGACUAGGGAUGACUGGGAUGACUGGGGAUGACUAGGGAUGACUGGGAUGACUAGGGAUGACUAGGGAUGACUGGGGAUGACUGGGAUGACUAGGGAUGACUAGGGAUGACUGGGAUGACUAGGGAUGACUAGGGAUGACUGGGAUGACUAGGGAUGACUGGGAUGACUAGGGAUCAUAAGGGAUGAGUAGGGACGACUGGGAUGACUAGGGAUGACUAGAAAUGACUGAGAUGACUAGGGAUGACUAGGUAUGAGUAGGGAUGACUGGGAUGACUAGGGAUGACAAGGGAUGACUCGGGAUGACUCUGGAUGACUCGGGAUGACUAGGGAUGACUAGGAAUGACUGGGAUGACUAGGAAUGACUAGUUAUGAUUAGGGAUGACUGGGAUGACUAGGGAUGACUAGGGAUCACUGGGAUGACUAGGGAUGAGUAGGGAUGACUAGGGAUUACUUGGAUGACUAGGGAUAACUAGGGUUGACUAGGGAUGACAAGUUUGACUAGGGGAGUCUAGGGAUGACAGGCAUGAUUAGGGAUGACUAGGGAUGACUGGGAUGACUAGGGAUGACUAGCUAUGACUAGGAAUGACCGGGAUGACUAUGGACGACUAGGGAUGACUGGGAUGACUAGGGAUGACUAGAGAUGACUUGGGAUGACUAUUGAUGACUUGGGAUGACUAGGGAUGACUGGGAUGACUAAAAAUGACUAGGGAUGACUAAGGUUGACUGGGAUGACUAGGGAUGAUAAUGGAUGACUGGGGAUGACUGGGAUGACUAGGGAUGACUGGGAGAACUAGGGAUGACUAGGGAUGCUUUUGUGUGACUAGGGAUGACUAGGGAUGACUAGGGAUGACUAGGGAUCACUGGGAUGACUAGGGAUGAGUAGGGAUGACUAGGGAUGACUUGGAUGACUAGGGAUAACUAUGGAUGACUAGGGAUGACAGGUUUGACUUGGGAUGACUAGGGACGACUGGGAUGACUAGGGAUGACUAGAGAUGACUGGGAUGACUAGGGAUGACUAGGUAUGAGUAGGGAUGACUGGGAUGACUAGGGAUGACUAGGGAUAACUCGGGAUGACUCUGGAUGACUCUGGAUGACUGAGGAUGACUAGGGAUGACUAGAGAUGACUGGGAUGACUAGGAAUGACUAGUUAUGAUUAGGGAUAGACUGCAAAACAGUCGGUUUUUUUCUCAAAAUCAGUAAAGAAAUCGGUGGCGUGGGCGUAAGAGUCUUCUGCGCAAGCCUUGCAGCCUCCUGCGCCCGUGGGGCGGUGAGAAGCAGAAAAAAACCGACUGUCCGUUUUCCAUACAAUGAGUUCGUUCCGACCAGGGGUUCAAAAAUGUCGUCGAGCUGUCAAAAAUCUGUUCGCAACUCCGCCCCUCUUUGUGAAUUUGAUAGACUCGCGUGUUAUUAUUGACGCUGUAAUCCAGUAAUUCCAAAGCAGUUUUUAGCGUUGGUUCCCUGUGAAAUGUAGUGUAUAUAGUGAAAUGUAGUAUAUAUAGUGGAGGAUCAAAAAUGAGUGAAAGUGGCAGUACGACAACAAAGCCUGUGCCUGCUCCUCAAGAGGAGAAAGCCCGAAAAGAGCCGAGGGCUUUGGACAAAUUGUAGAAUGUGCGGCUGUUGUUUCAAAACACAGUUCGGCAAUUUUACGAAUGGAUGGAUAAGCUCGGGAAAAUGCGUUUGUUGCGCCUACCAGAAAAAGGAAACGUUACCAAAGUGGGCCGACCUACUGAAAAACGAACUUUUCGUUGUCCCCGAGGAAGGAGAAUCUUUCUCCACAAGAGCAGUUUGCUCUCCGUAUGAACAACGGUUAGAAAUUGCCCCGAAAUGUGCGGCGAUGCUUUCGCAAAUUAGAGAAGAACUGAACACGCCAACUGACAAUGAACAAUUAUUGCGAUUGAAGAGAAUGAGUAAAUCCCUCAUUCCAAACCACGUUUUGGUGAUUUAGCUCUGUAAAUUACUAUCUGUGAAAAUUAAAAUCCUGCCAAAAACGCUAACGAGCUGGGCCCAGCGUGACAAAAUAUUGCAGGAAAAAGUCACAUUCACGGACACAAAGAAAAUCGCUUAAAAUUAUUCAAAUCCAGGAGGCACUUUGGAGAAAUAAAACAACCUAAAACCCUUAAUCAGCCGCAAUGAAGAGCUUUACAUUUCUAAAGGGGCCAAGAAAGAAAAUGCUCUUGCGUCAGAGGGCAAAUCAUGCCUACCAGAGAAAAUCAAUAUGCGUGUCACGACCUCUCAGUUUGAAAUAUAUUUAAAGCGGCCAAAAUUCACAUUUGCUCAGUCAAAACGUUUUCCUCCAAAGCAUAAUCUACUCGACAGAGAAAACAACUCAUUGGAACAAGCGGCAUGUUUGCAUGAGGUAAAAGUCGUGUGUUUCCUACCGAUCGCUUUUUUAGCCAGGCGAGAUAACAAUGACGGUCAGCCGUGGCACGGAACUUGAAGAACUCUUUGCAUGAACAAACAUCCGAUAAAUAAGGCUUUUGUCAAAUCCUGUUGGUAGAACACAGAAAACAUCCUUUCCCCUGAGUAGGAACUCCAAAGCUUCCCUCUGCUCCGAUUUUAAAACAAAUCCCAAUUCUUGCGAGCAAAUCCAGGCGAUCAACAUCUGUCAUUUUGCAGCGAAAGCUUUAGCAAUUCAUCUCUGUAUGGAACAACGUGAAUGACAUGUUGAAAACAUUACUUGACAGCUUGCAUCGAAAUUUAGCCAAUGGGAAUUGCCCGUGGCUGGGAGAAGCGGGUAAUUCGAACGAAUAUAACGUAUGCAAAACGGACAGUCCGUAUUUUUAGCGUCUCUCCCCAGUCUCGCUCUCUGUUUUCAGCCUCAUUGCAGACCUUUUGUUUGACUGCUCGCGCGUAUUUGAAUACGCAAAAAUACGGACUGUUUUGCAGUCUAGAUUAGGGAUGACUGGGAUGACUAAGGAUCAUAAGGGAUGACUGUGGAUGACUAGGGAUGACUAGGGAUGAAUGUCAUUCCAGUCAUAGGGAUGACUAGGGAUGACUGAGAUGACUAGGGAUGACUAGGAAUUAAUGUCAUCCCAGUCAUAGGGAUGACUAGGGAUGACUAGGGAUGACUAGGGAUGACUGGGAUGACUAGGGAUGACUGGGAUGACAAGGGAUGACUUGGAUGACUAGGGAUGACUAGGGAUGACUAGGGAUGAAUGGGAUGACAAGGGAUGACUGGGAUGACUGGAGAUGACUACGGAUUACUGGGAUGAGUAGGGAUGACUAGGGAUGACUAGGGAUGACUAGGGAUGACUGGGAUGACUAGGGAUGCCUAGGGAUGACUGGGGAUGACUGGGGAUGACUGGGAUGACUGGGAUGACUGGGGAUGACUGGAAUGACUGGGGAUGAGUAGGGAUUACUAGGGAUGACUAGGGAUGACUAGGGAUGACUGGGAUGACUAGGGAUGACUAGGGAUGACUGGUAUGACUGGGGAUGACUAGGGAUUACUAGGGAUGAGUGGGAUGACUAGGGAUGACUAGGGAUGACUAGGCAUGACCGGGAUAACUAGGGAUGACAAGGGAUGACUAGGGAUGACUCGGAAUGACUCUGGAUGACUCGGGAUGACUAGAGAUGACUAGGGAUGACUGGGAUGACUAGGAUUGACUAGGGAUCACUAGGCAUGACUGGGAUGACUAAGGAUCAUAAGGGAUGACAGCGGAUUACUAGGGCUGACUAGGGAUGAAUGUCAUCCCAGCCAUAGGGAUGACUAGGGAUGACUAGGGAUGACUGAGAUAACUAGAGAUGACUAGGAAUUAAUGUCAUCCCAGUCAUAGGGAUGACUAGGGAUGACUGGGAUGACUAGGGAUGACUAGUGAUGACUAGGGAUUACUGUGAUGACUAGGGAUUACUAAUGAUGACUGGGGAUGAAUGGGAUGACUAGGGAUGACUAGGGAUGACUGCGAUGACUAGAGAUGAUUAGGGAUGACUGGGAUGACUAGGGAUGACUAGGGAUGACUAGGGAUGACUAAGGAUGACUUGGAUGAGUAGGGAUGACUGGUGAUGACUAGGGAUUAGUGUGAUGACUAGGAAUUACUAAUGAUGACUGGGGAUGAAUCGGAUGACUAGGGAUGACUAGGGAUGACUAGGGAUGACUAGGAAUGACUGGGAUGACUAGGGAUGACUAGGGAUCAUAAGGGAUGACUAGGGAUGACUAGUGAUGACUGGGAUGACUAGGGAUGAGUAGGGAUGAAUGGGAUGACUAGGGAUGACUAGGGAUGACUAGGGAUGAGUGGGAUGAGUGGGAUGACUAGGGAUGACUAGGGAUGACUGGGAUGACUAGAGAUGAUUAGGAAUGACUGGGAUGACUAGGGAUGACCGGGAUGACUAGGGAUGACUAGGGAUCACUGGUAUGACUAGCGAUGACUAGGGAUGACUAGGGAUGACUUGGAUGACUAGGGAGUACUGGGAUGACUAGGGGUGACUAGGGAUGACUAGGGAUGACUAGGGAUGACUGGGAUGACUAGGGAUGAAAAGGGAUGACUGGGAUGACUAGGGAUGACUAGGGAUGAAUGGGAUGACUAGGGAUGACUAGGGAUUACUGGGAUGACUCGGGAAGACUGGGAUGAGUGGGGAUGAAUAGGGAUGACUAGGGAUGACUAGGGAUGACUAGGGAUGACUGGGAUGACUAGGGAUGACUAGGGAUGACUGGGAUGAGUGGGAUGACUAGGGAUGACUGGGAUGACUAGGGAUGACUAGGGAUGUGUAGGGAUGACUAGGGAUGACUGGGAUGACUAGGGAUGACUAGGGAUGACUAUGAAUGACUGGGAUGAAAGGGAUGACUAGGGAUGACUGGGAUGACUAGGGAUGACUAGGGAUGACUAGGGAUGACUAGGGAUGACUGGGAUGACUAGGGAUGACUAGGGAUGACUAGGGAUGACUGGGAUGAGUGGGAUGACUAGGGAUGACUGGGAUGACUAGGGAUGACUAGGGAUGUGUAGGGAUGACUAGGGAUGACUGGGAUGACUAGGGAUGACUAGGGAUGACUAGGAAUGACUGGGAUGAAAGGGAUGACUAGGGAUGACUGGGAUGACUAGGGAUGACUACGGAUGACUAGGGAUGACUAGGGAUGACUGGGAUGACUAGGGAUGACUAGAGAUGACUAGGGAUGACUGGGAUGACUAGGGAUGACUAGGGAUGGCUGGGAUGACUUUGGAUGACUAGGGAUGAUUAGGGAUGUCUAGGGAUGAGUGGGAUGACUAGGGAUGAGUGGGAUGACUAGGGAUGACUGGGGAUCACUGGGAUGACUAGGGAUGACUAGGGAUGAGUUAGAUGACUAGGGAUUACUAGGGAUGACUAGGGAUGACUAGGGAUGACAGGGAUGACUAAGGAUGACUAGGGAUGACUAGGGAUGACUGGGAUGACUAGGGAUGACUAGCGAUGAGUAUGGAUGACCGGGAUGACUAGGGAUGACUAGGAAUGACUAGGGAUGAGUAGGAAUGACCCGGAUGACUAGGGAUGACUGGGAUGACUAGGAAUGGCUAGGAAUGACUCGGGAUGACUCGGGAUGACUCUGGACAACUCGGGAUGACUACAGAAGACUGGGAUUACUAGGGAUGACUAGGGAUCACUGGGAUGACUAGGGAUGAGUAGGGAUGACUAGGGAUGACUUUGAUGACUAGGGAUGAAUGGGAUGACUAGGUAUGACUGGGAUGACUAUUGAUGACUGGGGAUGCCUAUGGAUGACUAGGGAUGACUAGGGAUGACUGGGGAUGACUGGGAUGACUAUGGAUGACUAGGGAUGACUGGGAUGACUAGGGAUGACUAGGGAUGACUAUUGAUUACUAGGGAUGACUAGGGAUGACUUGGGAUGACUGGGGAUUACUUGGAUGAGUAAGUUGACUAGGGAUGACUAUGUAUGACUCGGGAUUACUGGGAUGACUAAAGAUUUCUUUUCUUUCUGGAGAUGACUGGUAUGAUGUGGGAUGACUUGGGAUGACUAGAAAUGACUAGGGAUGACUUUUAUGAGUUAUGAUUAGUGGGAUGACUUGGGAAUUACUUGGGUUUACUAGGGAUGACUAGGAUGACUAGGGAUUACUGGGAUGACUAAAGAUUUUUUCUCUUUUUGGUGAUGACUGGUAUGACGUGGGAUGACUUGGGAUGACUAGAAAUGACUAGGGAUGACUUUUAUGACUUAUGAUUAGUGGGAUGACUUGGGAAUGACUUGGGCUGACUAGGGAUGAGUAGGAUGACUAUUGAUGACUAGGGAUGAUGAGGGAUUAUUAGAGAUGACUGGGAUGACUAGGGAUGAUUAGGGAUUGCUGGAAUGACUAGGGAUGACUGGGGAUCAUUUGGAUGACUAGGAAUGGCUGGGAUGAAUUGUGAUGACUAGGGAUGACUAGAGAUGACUGGGAUGACUAGGGAUGAAUAGGGAUGACUGGGAUGACUAGGGAUGAAUAUGGAUGUCUAGGGAUGACUGUCAUGACUAAGGACGUCUGGGGAUUACUAGGGAUUUCUAGGGAUGACUUGGGUGACUAGGGAUGACAAGGGAUGACUGGGAUGACUAGGGAUGAGUGGGGAGGACUGGAAUUACUAGGGAUGAUUGGGAUUACUGUGGAUGGGUAGGGAUGACUAGAAUUGACUAGCUGACUUGAGUGAGGUGGGUGGGUUGGGUGACUUAUGUGAUUAGGCUGAUCAGGGUGACUUGGUUGACUUGGGUGACUAGGGUGACUAGGGUGUCUUGGGUGACUAGGGUGUCUAAGGUGAUUUUUGUGACUAGGUUGACUAGUGACCCAAGCUUCAUAGUCACCGUAGACACCCAAGUCUCCCUAGUCACCCUUGUUAACCUAGUCACUUUUGUCACCCUAGUCCUCUUAGUCAUCCCAGUCACUGAAGUCACCCUAGUCACCCCAGUUACUUAUUAUAAGUCACCCAAGUCACCCUAGUCACCCUUGUCACGCUAGUCACCCUUGUUACCCAAGUCGCCCAGUUCACCCUAGUCACCCAAGUCACUCUAGUCACCCUAGUCGCCCAUGUUACGCAAGUCACCCUAGUCACCCUAGUAACCUUAGGCACCCUAGUCAGCCAAGUCAUCAAAUCCACCCUACACACUUAAGUCACCCUAGUCACCCUAGUCACCCUUGUCACCCUUGUCACCAAAGUCACCUUAUUCAUCCUAUUCACCCUAGUCACCCUAGUCACCCAAGUCAUCCUAGUCACCCAAGUCACCCAAGUCACCCUCGUCACCCUAGUCACCGUAGUCGCCCUAUUCACCCAAGUCACCCUAGGCACUUAAGUUGUUUAAGUUAUCGUAGACACCCAAGUCACUCUAGUCACCCUAGUCACCCUUGUCACUGAAGUCGCUUUAAUCACCGAAGUCACCCUAGUCACAUCAUAGUCAGCAAAGGCACUGUCGUCACUCAAGGUACCCUAGUGUCCGUAGUCACUUAAGUUACCUUAAGCCACCCUAGUUAACCUAGUCACCUUAGUUGCCCUAAUCACUGAAGUUACCCAAGUUUUCUUAAUCACCCUAGUCACCCUAGUCACCCAAGUUACUGUGGUCACCCAAGUCACCCAAGUUGCUCUAGUCCCCCUAGUCACUCAAGUUACACUGAUCACUCUUGUUACUCAAGCCACCUUUGUUAUCGUAUUUAUUCUUGUCACCAUGUGAAAAUGAGUCGAAUUUGUAUGACUGAAAAUUGAAAUGUUCAUUGUUUUAUCAGGGGUAAUGACACAAUAGUAUACAGGGUAGGAAAUUAGGAAUCUGUCUUUUAACUUUGAUAGGUUAGGAUACUUUUAGUAUGCACCUUAAAGGUAUCAACAGAGGGGAGGAGCUUGGUGGACCUUGUUGUUAAUUUUUUUUGUUGUGUUUCAAGGCCACCUUAAGAAUGAAGACUACACUCGAAGAUGGAAAAGUAGACCCAGUUGCAUAUCGUAUUAAGUUUACUCCUCAUCAUAGGUCAGGCGAUGAAUGGUAAGUACUAUGUACUCCUUGGCUAUGCACAUUAAUUGUAGCUAGGUCCAUCACAUUGUCAUUGGUUACAGCUGGUAUGGUGUGUGCUUUAUGUGUUGUAGGAAAAAUCCGUUUUGGGGUUAAUUCAAAAUUUUGUCCCGUUAAUAAUUAGGGUAGGAAAGAAAAAAAAAUUCUGAAGCAAACUAGGUGGAACACUGGCUUAACUGGUCAAUGAAUUUUACCUACAGCCUAAUUAUUUAGCGAUUUUAAGGCACAAUGAAAAACAUGAGCAGCACAAAUUUCCAUUUUCUUAUGUGCUUGUGGUAUUUGUUGGCCCAUUUGGUGCAGACUAGCAGUUCAAGCAGAACAGCUAGCCUGAACCUUUCAAUCUACAAGAUCUGUGCUGCCAGAGCACAAAGUAAGAAAUUGCUAACAGAUAUAAUUAGGAAAACAUGAAAGGGAAGAAAAACUUUAAAUGUGGUAUCUCAACUGUCAAAAUCUGAAGAUUACAUGGGCUUCAAAGCAAAUAAAUACUUCAUAACAAUUAUUAAUCUCUGUAAGAAAGGAGCCUAUGUAACAUGAUGCACCUGAAUUAAAUUCAAGAGUUGAAGGAGAUACUGUAGUUAACCUAAGUAAUCCAAGUCUUCAAUUGUUUCACCAGGUGUAUUUAUCCGACUUAUGACUUUACUCACUGUCUGUGUGACUCGAUUGAAGAUAUCUCACACUCACUGUGUACAAAAGAAUUCCAGUCAAGGUGAGUAUCUUGUGAAUUCCUGAUGUGCCUUACACAUGUAGUCAUCAGACAUGAUGACAUACAGUGUAUUGCACAGUAAAUAUUGUUUCAUUGCAACAUACCUCAGUUAACUAUGGUUUUUGAGCAGCAAAAAAUUGCAAUAACCACUUGAUAUUGUUUAGUUGUAGCCUGUGGGGACAGCUAAAAGAGACAUAAACAGGAAAAUGAAAACAGCAAUCUCCUUUCUCCCUGUCUAAUUCUUCAUAAUUUUUUAUACACUUUAUUCUUUAUUUUACGUUCCUCUUCAUUUUUCACAGCCUGCGCAGCAGGCACUUGGAAGUAAUGGGCGUAAGAAGAAACAAGAGUGUUCUGAAUUCCCAAAACAGGUUAUGUGUUUGGGGUGAGGGAGACAGUUUACUCUCUGUUUCUCUGUCAAGCCAUCAAAAAAAAUGCAAACCAUUGUAUACAGAGAGUCCCAAAUCUGGGAAAUAAAAGAAGAUAUAUACACAAAAAGCCUCACCAAGAAUCAGGUCUGUGUGUAAUAUUUCAUAUGCAAGAUAUUGGGAAAAACGUAUUACGCAAAUUUAUAAAGCUUUGUAUGGAGGCGCCAUGUUGGUUUCCCUUUGAGGGGCACAAAUAUGGCUACUGGAAAUCAACAGAAACAUUUGUUUUUGAGUUUUGCUACAAAUGCAUGAAUUUAUCGCUUUAGGAAGUCAGAAAGAUUAAAGUAAUAUUUAUUUUGAGACAGGGAAUGUUUAGAUAGCAAAAUCUCAGAAUAUCUGUAAUGUUUUUAACCUGCAAAAGUUCUUUCAAGGCUGCUAGCUAAAUGCCAUGUCAUAAAAAAGCCUGGAAAUUUAAGUGUUCUCUAUUGUAAAACAAAGAACCCUUUCAAGCCAAAAAGAAGUAUAAAUAAGAGUGUGGAUGCUGUAAUACCUUGUGAGAGUAGAAAAUCAGAACAAUCGAUAGUUCCUUAGUUUGAAUUUUGGUGACGCCGUGUGAAAACUGAUAAUAUGUUUGGGGUCGCAGGGCGGGGAAGAGGUCAUAUGGUUGGGAUGGGGUGGAAAGGUGGUGUUUUACAAGCUGAGUAUGUUAUAUAAUUAGCUUUUGACUUCAAGUUUACAGUACCACAGAUGCACUGCAGCCCAAAAGUGUGACUACUACAUCUUAUCCAAUCAGAAAGCAACAACAAUUUAUCUUAGCCUCUGAUUGGAUAAUUGUAGCUUAAAACAGAUGUUUAACAUUGACCACUAAUUAUUCUAAUUUAUUAUAACUCCAUGACGUGCAUGACACAUUUGUUUCUCUUUGACAGACGUUCGUCAUACUACUGGUUGUGCAAUGCCCUUGAUAUUUACUGCCCUGUUCAGUGGGAGUAUGGCAGACUGAACUUGAGUUACACUGUUGUGUCAAAGAGGAAGAUUGGCAAAUUAAUAUCUGAAGGAAUUGUCAGGUGAGAAGUGGCAUAUUUCAGCUGUUGUUGUGUAACAUGCACUCAGGUUACAUUAGCCUGAAUUGUCAACUGUCCUCUUGCCUCAACCAUUCUAAAUAAGUCCUUCAAGUGAUCAGCAUCAACUCUCCUAACAAAACCAAUACAGUAUAAAAAGAAAAAGUCAUGAGCAAAAUUAAGAAAGUGAUCACUAAAGAGAAAACACUUUGAUCUUGAAUCAAAUUCUCAUAACUAAUUCUGUAGGAAAAUAUAUGGAGAUCAGUGUGGAGAAUUUGUGUGUGGAUAUUGGGGGCUUAAAGGGGUACUUAAAUUGUCAAAGUGGGGUUAGGAUGAGAAAAAAGGCUGAAAACUAUUCUGAAGGGGUAUUCAACUACUGAUCUAAAUCUGAAGUUUGGUUCACAAGCUCAUCUGAAGUACAGUCAAAACCCCAUUUUAUGGACACACACUUAAUAUGGACACAUCAUCUUUACAGACAGUAAGCUUGCUUUGUUCAAGGGGAAAGAAAACUCACAUUUUCUCUAAAUUCAACCUGCUUGUUAGAGACACACCUUUAACACAGACACUAGCACUUCUAUGGCCCCCUCAGUGUCUGUAUUAAUGGGGUUUGACUGUAAUAAUUAAUAAUAAUAGUAAUUAAUAAUUUCCAUUUCAAUUAUUGAAAUGGGAAUCUAUUGUUUUAUCAGAAGUCACUGCUUUCUGUCACUUGUGCAGAUCAUCCACCACAUGAAUAAUCUGAUGAAGUAAAUAUUCUUUUCUGGGUCAUUUUCAGAGACUGGGAUGACCCAAGAUUGUUCACUCUAACAGCAUUGAGAAGAAGAGGAUUUCCUCCAGAGGCUAUCAAUAAAUUCUGUGGAAAGGUAUUAUCUGUUUUAUCACCAUGUUUUCAAGGUAUGAAAAUUGACAAGGAUGUAGGGGUUUUUGUGAAUAAAUUUCUUGGGAUUGGAAGGUGGUUAGAAUAUUUGCAGGUUUCGAUUAUUGAUUUCUGAAACCUCCUCUUCCUUUGGCGGAGUCCAAGGUGACUUAAGACAAGUUGUUUAAAAAAAUAGACCCACAGGUUUUUUCAACUUUUGACUGGGACCAGUUUGCAAAAAUCCAUGGCUAAAAAGAAUGCCUUUAUUAGUUAAGAUGCCAAGUUUGAAUGUCAUUUGUUGAACACUGACCAAGAUGUGGCUCCUGGAAAGCCAGUUAAAAAGGGAAUACUAGUGCCACUGUUGAUCAUAUCUGGAGACUACAGUGUAUUGAUUUUAGAAAAUAAUUUGGCCGGGUUUGUUGGUCUCCACAACUUCAGAUCAGCUCCUCCUGAACUUUGAAAAUUUAUUGGAGACUCUCCUAACAGACACUCUCAUAAGCAGUAGCUCUACUUACAGCCGCCUUCUCUAAACCCGGUUUUUCUGUAUUUUUACUCUCUUGCAAGCGGCCAGCUCCAGCUAUGGACACCUUUUUUGCAUCCCAAUGAUGUUGGCUUACAAGGGCUUCUUUUGUAAUUUUGACUAAGGGGCUGUUUACAUGGAGGGAGGAAGAUCGUAGUACCAGGAAGAUCCUAGAGGGCAGAUCAUCCUAGCACCAUAUGUUUUCUGUAUUCAGUUUACAUGCAAAGGGUUGUACUUGUCCCUAGCACUAGGAUCUUCCUAGCUGAGAGGUAGGAAGAUCCUAGCACCAGGAAGAUCAUAGCACCAUGUGAACUGCUUUUGCAAGGAAGAUCCUAGUACUAGGGACAAACGCGACAAAAAUGUUGGCGGGUCAUUCUGUGGCUAAUUACGGCAAUAAGGCCGACCAUUUCGUUUAGAGUAAUCCACGAGCAGAUUAUGUUUUAAUUCAGCUGAAAGGUAGUGAUUUACGCCGGUAAAGAGAACAGAAGGACCCAAAUUGCAUUUUUGAGUUUGUUGAGCGCCAUUUUUAAUUCCUUCUCUAACCUUCUCUACUUGGACAACUCAUGGGCCAAAAUUUCUGCAUGUAAACCCAACGUAAAGUUAUUCCACCUUCUAGGAUCUUCCUGGCACUAGGAUCUUCCUCCCUCCAUGUAAACAGCCCCUAAAUAAUUCUAAUGGGUCAGAGAAACUAGGAUUCCAUUGUAGGUAACCGUUAUCAUUAUAGCAACUGCUGAACAGAUGCUGUCGCCUUACAAUAUUGCAGGUUGGUGUGACAAUGGCCCAGACAGUAACAGAUCCUCUGCUUCUAGAGUCUUGCGUAAGAGAUGAACUUAAUGUUACAGCUCCAAGGUAAUUUUGAAACUCACAACUGGAUGCUGUCAUUUUGUGAUUAUUUAGUGUAGUUGUCUGGUUCAGCCAUUGUUGCGUGAAAAGUAGUGGCAAUAUCAAUGACAUUUCUGUGCAAUUCUGUUGCAAUAUUUAUUGCAGUUUUCCCAAAAACUCACCACCAUUAGUCAUGUCAAGUGUUUGACAUCAUCAAAUCCUGGGAUUACAAAAUGCAAUAUUUAGUACAGUUUUUUUUAUGACGUUGUUUGUUGCUUUGAAUUUGUGACACAAACGAGGAAAGCAAUUAAUGAUGCUUCUGUUUAAGCUAACUUUCCUUUUGAUACUAAAGUUAAAUGGAACUUUAUUAUAUUUUGUGAUUUAAUUUUGCAUUGAACUCCUCAGGGUGAUGGCUGUGCUAGACCCCAUUAAAGUUACAAUACAAAACUUUGACAAGGUACAUUGCAUUUGUAUGUAAUCUGAACAAUGUUCUAAUGCAGAGUAUAGAAAUUAAAAUAAUUAAUAUCCUGAGGGCAUGUUUAUUAGGUCAUGGAAACUCACAAUGCAGGGGUCGAAAUGUUCCCAGACUCUUUACCUGUGUCUGGUGACAGGUAGAAUAUUUUUUUACCUGUCUCCACCAACAUCCAAGCUGAACAAUAAUUUAAACAUUUAUUUUCCUUUUUUUAGCGAUAACAAAAUUGAACUGUGGUUUUACAAUUGACAAUAUUAGUAAUAAAAUGAUAGAAGCAAUGACAUGUCAGUUUAUUUUGUCUCAGCCUGUUUAGGCCUUUGGUGCCCAUAGGCAUCCACUAGUCUCCUGUACAUUAUUACGUUUCGUUGUCGGUGCUGCCAAAUUCUCUUCUACAUGAACUUCUUCCACUUCCGCUUCGUUAGCAAUUUUCCGCUUUAGCAGAAAGCGAUCCAUAUCAUUAUCCGAUUAUAGUGUUUCGAUCGACGAAGAAGCAAAGCAAGUCAUAUGGCAUUUGUUAUCUCGUCAUGCGCACUACAACGAUUGCAUCAUCUCGUUUUUAUUGAGUAGAGUCUGGUAACUACCGCAUAUACCGUGCGAGUCCCGUGCGAGAACUCCGAUGAACUGAACGAGUGAGCACGCAUGCUGGUGGAAAAUGGAUGGAAAUAUUAUUCAAAUUGAUAAAUUAUGAAUUAUUGAGGUUUUUCUUGCCUGUCGCCAGCGACAGGCAUCAAUAUUUUUUACCUGUCACUUCCUAAAAUUACCUGAAAUCGACAGGUAGACAGGUAUUAUUUCGAUCAUUGAAUGAUCGUAAUGGAAUUUAAUUUUUUUCCUUUGUAUGUGAGUCAUGCAAAAUGAUGUUUACUGCCAGUAUGCUCUCAGUGUUAAAUAUCACAAAGAUUUGCUCUCAUUUUGGUUAGUUUAGUCAGUUGCUGGGUCAGAAAUUUACAUGAUCCAAGUUUCAUAGUCCUUCUCCUUGUAACCAAAACUUGAUUUUACUUUAGAGAGUUGAUUGUUUAAGGUACAACUGUAAUGCAGAUUAUAUUUUGUUCCUCAGCAAGUGACACUUAGUGUAGCCGACUUCCCUCAAGACCCAAGUAAAGGAAAUCACGAGAUUCCUUUUGGGAAGACAAUCUUUAUCGAACAAUCCGACUUCAAAGAGGUACAUUAGCAAAACAUUUUUGGCUUUUAUUUCUUCUCUGAUACCUGAUUUUUCCGAUCUAUCCAGAUGGUUGUUUUAUCUUUUGAUUACCAAGUUUGAUUUUUUAUGAAUUUCUUCGGGAAGCAAAGUGAUCUGCCAUUUUUCAUGCAAAAACAAUCGCAAGAAGGAGUAAAACAUGGUUUUGUUUAUGCAUGAGCAGAAUAUCAUUUGCAGCCAAACACAGUUGGAAGACAUUGCCAAUGAGCGGACCAUUAUUUGUAGGCAGUUAUUUGCAGGUCACGUGGUGAGCUUUCAGCUAAUGAAAAGGAAAAAAAAUUGCAUCAAAUGAUAAUUCUGUCUUUCCUAACAGUGGGGAAUGUCAAACAGUAUGAAAUUUCGUCUUUUAAAGGCCAAAAGUUUUUAUUUGAAUGGUAUAUAGGAUUUUUUUUUGGAAAGUGGAACUGGGGUUGAUGUGAUACUGGAAACAUUGGAUGUUUCCGCUUAAUAUAAUUUAUUUGUGUGUAAAAUAAGAUUUAUUGAGUUUUCUUGACUUGCCCUCAAAAUUCUCUUUUAGGUUUCAGAGAAAGGUUUUCGCCGCCUUACUCCUGAUCAAUCUGUAGGACUGAAGUACGCUGGAAUGGUGAUUAAACUAGAUAAAAUUGUUAAGGUAGGUUAUUUUUUAACUUUACCAUUAAGUAAAAAUCCUUAAUCCUUUUUUCUCCCAAAAUGACAAAAUUUUUAGUUUUUGGAAUUCUGAGAAACAAAUAAAGUCUACUCAUGAUAACUUAAAUCGUCUAGGGAAAUCGAAAAAGUUUGAGUUAUUGGGAGUUCAGGGGAAAUAACUGGAAAAAAUGAAGUAAUCAAGUGGAUGGGGAGGGAAUGCAAUUAAGCAACAAAGCUUAAUUAAUAUACAAAGAUGGACACACUGAAUUUGAACUCUGGAGUGACAUAAAAGUAAAGACAAACAAUUGACACGGUUGUUUUGAAAUAUAAAUUCAAUGUUUUGGACUUAAGUACACUGUUUUUGUUUUCGAAUUGUCAGGUGCUUAAUUAAAUGUUAUUUGAGUUAUUGAGGGUAAAGUUAUAUAGAAAUGAUCUGAAGGGAAACAAAAAAUACUUCUAGUUAGCGGCAGGUACAAGUUAUUGAGGGUGCGAGUUACAGUGCUGCGGGUAAAAUAAAAUUUAAUGUAUUAGGGAAAUCCAUGGGAAAUCGACUUUGGUUCGAGUAAGUGUGAGGUUUGAGUUAGCAAUGGUUUGAGUUAAAACAUGAGGACUCAACUGUAGCACCAUGUGAAAGUACUGGCAAAGAGGUUUCAUUUCAAUGGGCACCCCGCAGCAUUUUAUCCACAGACUCUAAAGUUAGAACUACCUUUCAAGACUCCAUUACUCACUAUGGGAAAGGAUUUUGUUAAUUACUUACUAGAAUACUUUCCAUCCAUUCCUAUGAUGUCUUCAUUUUUUAUUAAGAUUUCUAAAGGAAAAAUUAAAAUUAAGUUUAUUAUGAUCACUUCCAUGACUUUUAUUUGUUUAACCCUUUGAACAAAUUUAAGUGCGGACGGUUCAUGUAGUCUAUUAUUUUAAUAAUUUAUUGGGCUGUUGCAUAGCAUCAUGUUCUGACACAAAAAAAUACAUUGUAAUGACAACACAUAUUUGUUUGUUGUGUUUUGAUUUCAGGACUCUAGUGGUAAAGUGACAGAAUUGCUUGUGAAUUGCGAAUCAACAGAAACUGCACAGAAACCCAAAGCUUUUAUUCACUGGGUGUCCUCCCCACUAACAUGUGAAGUCAGGCUUUAUGAGCGGCUGUAAGUACUUGGACUAACUUGCACUCAUCAGUAAUCUCCCUUGAUUUGUCUUAACUUUUACUUUGUCAAAAGUAUCACAUUCUCUGAAUAAUAAAGGCAGGUUUACUUUUGUCAUGCGAGGAUAAAACUAGCUGGCUUUUGCUCUUUCAUUACAAUUUAUUUUCAUUCAUUAAAAACUACUGCCUCUUCUAAUCAAGUGCUUACCAUCUGGUGCUUGUGUGACUACCCUUAGAACCUCUCUGUGCUAAACUGAUAUUACUUGUUCAUGACCAUACAUAAAUAUUGUAAUCAUUACAGUUUCAGACACAAAAAUCCUGAAGAUCCUUCUGAAGUGCCUGGUGGGUUUAUAACAGAUUGCAACAAGGUGAGAUGAGAUAUUCAAACUAAAAAAAAUUUCUUAAAAAAAAAAGGUUAUAUGAACCUCAGUGUGAUUUGAAAAUCCUUUGUUUUAUUUCCCCUAAAGUCACCUUUUCAUUUUGAUUCUCUUGUUAGGAUUCCCUGACAGUAAUCCCUAAUGCAUUAGUGGAGAAGUCAGUCAAAGAUGCUAAUGUCUACGACAAAUUUCAGUUUGAAAGAAUUGGUUUCUUCAGUGUUGAUCCAGAUGCUAGUAAAAAGAAGGUUAGUUUCUAUUUGAAUGAGGCCAAAAAUGUACAGUUUCUGUGGUUAGAAAUAGCCACAAUACCCUCCCCCCCCCUAGUAAUGAAGAUGCUCAAAUCCACUCAAUCAGAACACUGUUACUUGUGCUGAGUGCUGUUUCUUCAUUGAACCCCUUGAAUGCGACAAUGGUUUUUGUCUCAUCACGCAAUGUUCCUUUCUUUGGGGAGGAGCAUUGCGUGACAAGAUAAAAACAGCUGUGUGGGAGACUACUUGAAUGUUCGAACCUGUGACUCCGGAUAUCAGAUAUGGGCGGUGCCACUUUAGUGACUCCUUUCAAACUGUUCACAGAAUAAAGUUUUAUCAUUUUUUUUCUCAGCUGGUGUUUAAUCGCACAAUUUCGCUAAAGGAAGAUCGUGGAAAACUGUAAGCAGUGAGCUUUCUGUUACCUUUCGAAAGGAAUGGAUCUCUUGGAAGUGCAUUAGUGAAUGGACAUAAAAUGGAAGAGUCUCACAUCCAAGGAAAGAAGAUACAAAGAAGCGAGGAUUAUUAUAAUAUUAGUUGAGACUGGUGUCUACCAUGCAAACACCGGUUGUAAUAUUAUGCAAAUGCAGAUGAGUCAGAUUGGCAGUGUACACAUUCUGUCCCCAAGAGAAACUCAUGUGUGCACUUCCUUGAUUUGUAAAGUGGAUAAUGUUUGACCUUCUUAGUGUUUGUAGAUGCCAUUGAAUUAAUGUGUAUUUUAAAUCAGAGCAAAGAGAAAAGAAAGGACCAAGAAAGGAUUAAAAAAAAAAAUAACUGACAUAAAAUGAUGAUGGCAACAGAAUUUUUUAAUACUUUGACAAUAAUGCACCCUUGCCUUGCCCCCCAAAUUUUCCAUACCCAUUGUUUCCAAUUUCUCCUCGGUAUUACAGUUGCCCUAAGAGAAAUUAAAAACAAUGGUUAUGAAAAAUUUUGGGGGGUAAGCAAGUUAAAUUCUGUUCUAUAUGGAAAUGCUGAACAGUUAUUUUUAGUGUAGUUGAAGUCCAAUUAGCCUCUGUUCAGCUGCCCCUCCCCUCAGAAAAAUGGGAUUGGCUUAAGUCCAAUAAACUAAGUUAUUUAGAUACUUGUAGAACUGUAAUCCUUGCUUAGUCGACUCUCUAUAAGAUGAACAUCUCUCUAAGAUGGCAACAUAGUGCCAGUCCUAAAGGUGUCUAUAUUGGAGGGAGUUCAGGGCUGUCAUUAGGAGGCAGGGGCUGGGGUUUCCCCUGACUACUUUCAUAGGAAAAUAAAAGAAAAAUAGAACCAAAAGAAACCCCUAGCUGUUUUCAUUCUCCGCCCACUGGUUGUAUUUACCCUGCAACUUGAAAUCUUAGUGACAACCCUGGAGUUGAUUUCAUUGUAUUGUUUUGUCAGCCAACAUGGUCGCCUU
Porites lobata is the source of this 32572-nucleotide messenger RNA. The record is from the annotation of a GenBank genome assembly. NCBI's taxonomy places the organism in Eukaryota, Metazoa, Cnidaria, Anthozoa, Scleractinia, Poritidae.